Leopardus geoffroyi (Geoffroy's cat) is the source of this 7667-nucleotide messenger RNA. It is a transcript of the gene AGPS, whose product is annotated as alkylglycerone phosphate synthase. Gene Ontology annotation, biological process: lipid biosynthetic process. The transcript has 20 exons. Gene Ontology annotation, molecular function: FAD binding; alkylglycerone-phosphate synthase activity. The coding region runs from base 50 to 2119 and encodes 689 amino acids. NCBI's taxonomy places the organism in Eukaryota, Metazoa, Chordata, Mammalia, Carnivora, Felidae. The record is from RefSeq and is a predicted model, not a curated record.
GCUCCCGGCGCAUGGCACCCGCCGCCCAGUCGCCGCGGUGGCUGCCGGGAUGCGCCGCAGCGAAUGGUCGCGCCGGGCCGCCGCUCUAACUGACCUUUCACCCGCGCCCAGCGGUCCCGGGCGGCGGCACAAGGCGGAAGCCAUGGCGGAGGCGGCGGCUGUAGCGGGCGGGACGGGCGUGGGCACAGGCUGCUGUUCUGCAGCGGACCGGGACCGAGACCCGGACCCGGAUCGAGACCGUGCCGGGCGGAGGCUCCGGGUUCUCUCCGGUCAUCUGCUGGGCCGGCCCCAGGAGGCUGUGAGUACCAAUGAGUGCAAAGCGCGGAGAGCCGCGUCGGCGGCCACGGCGGCUCCCACUGCCACUCCCGCCGCGCAGGAGUCGGGCACCAUCCCCAAGAAACGGCAAGAAGUUAUGAAAUGGAAUGGAUGGGGAUAUAAUGAUUCCAAGUUCUUCUUCAAUAAGAAAGGCCAAGUUGAGUUGACUGGGAAAAGGUACCCUCUUAGUGGCAUGACUUUACCAACUUUUAGAGACUGGAUCCAAAAUACCCUUGGAGUAAGCCUGGAGCAUAGAACUACCUCUAAAGCAUCCUUAAAUCCUAGUGAUACACCUCCUUCUAUUGUAAAUGAAGAUUUUCUUCAUGACCUUAAAGAAACCAAUAUUUCAUAUUCACAAGAAGCAGAUGAUCGAGUAUUUAGAGCUCAUGGUCAUUGUCUUCAUGAGAUAUUUUUGCUCAGGGAAGGAAUGUUUCAGCGAAUUCCUGAUAUAGUUUUAUGGCCAACAUGUCAUGAUGAUGUAGUUAAGAUUGUGAAUCUAGCGUGCAAAUAUAACCUUUGUAUCAUACCAAUUGGUGGAGGAACAAGUGUAUCAUACGGCUUAAUGUGUCCUGCAGAUGAGACAAGAACAAUUAUUUCUUUGGACACUUCACAAAUGAAUCGAAUCCUCUGGGUUGAUGAGAACAAUCUGACAGCUCAUGUAGAGGCUGGUAUAACAGGACAGGAUUUGGAAAGACAGCUUAAAGAAAGUGGUUACUGUACAGGUCAUGAACCGGAUUCCCUGGAAUUCAGCACUGUGGGAGGAUGGGUAUCUACUCGGGCAUCGGGCAUGAAAAAGAAUAUCUAUGGCAAUAUUGAGGACCUGGUGGUUCAUAUAAAAAUGGUAACACCUAGAGGUAUAAUAGAAAAAAGCUGUCAAGGACCUCGUAUGUCAACAGGCCCUGAUAUCCAUCACUUCAUCAUGGGAUCUGAAGGAACUCUUGGUGUGAUAACAGAAGCUACAAUAAAAAUCAGACCAAUCCCUGAAUACCAAAAGUAUGGCUCAGUAGCUUUCCCUAAUUUUGAACAAGGAGUAGCCUGUUUAAGAGAAAUUGCAAAACAGAGAUGUGCUCCUGCAUCUAUUCGCCUCAUGGACAACCAACAGUUUCAGUUUGGUCAUGCUCUUAAACCUCAGGUUUCCUCUAUUUUUACAUCAUUUUUGGAUGGCUUAAAAAAGUUUUAUAUUACAAAGUUUAAAGGAUUUGAUCCAAAUCAGUUAACUGUUGCUACAUUACUAUUUGAAGGGGACCGUGAGAAGGUUCUUCAACAUGAAAAACAAGUGUAUGACAUUGCUGCAAAAUUUGGUGGGUUGGCAAUUGGAGAAGAUAAUGGACAGAGAGGUUAUUUGCUGACCUAUGUCAUUGCGUAUAUUCGAGACUUGGGUUUGGAAUACUAUAUAUUAGGAGAGUCUUUUGAGACUUCUGCUCCUUGGGACAGGGUUGUGGAUCUCUGUAGAAAUGUAAAAGAACGAAUAACAAGGGAAUGCAAAGAGAAGGGUGUUCAGUUUGCUCCUCUUUCUACAUGCAGGGUGACGCAGACUUAUGAUGCAGGUGCAUGUAUCUAUUUCUACUUUGCCUUUAACUACAGGGGAAUAAGUGACCCACUGACUGUGUUUGAACAAACCGAGGCAGCUGCUAGAGAAGAAAUCCUUGCUAAUGGAGGGAGCCUCUCACAUCACCACGGAGUGGGCAAGUUACGGAAGCAGUGGCUAAAGGAAAGUAUCUCUGAUGUCGGCUUUGGGAUGCUGAAGUCCGUCAAGGAAUAUGUGGACCCCAAUAACAUCUUUGGAAACAAAAACCUUUUAUAAAUCCAUUACUGUUGUUACAAAAAAAUGUCACUUUUUUUUUUUUUUUUAAGUCUUCAACUAUGGUUAUACCAGUAAUCAAAUAUAUCAUGGAUUGUAUUUCAGCAAAAUUUUUUUGUUGGUUUUAAAUAAGUUGUUUCUGUAUUUGUUUUGUUUCUACAUCUAUGGAUUGACAGAUGGUAUUCCUAAAUCUCUCUCAUUGUAGGUGCAUCAGUUUACAGCCAACUGGUUGUCAUUUCAAAUUUUAGUCAGGUGGCACAGGGCUGCUAGUUGUUAUUUCAGAGGAAGAUGCUGCCAGCUGUUUCGUGUUGAUGCUUCCCCUUGGGAACAAAGGGAGAUUUUGGUGUCAUCCACUGCUUAUCUAGCCUCCCUUUUAAGGACGUUUCUGGAAAGCAGUCAUCUGGGGAAGGAUGCCACUGAGGAGUGAUAACACAUGUAUGUUUUUUAAGAGUGCAUUCUAGUGUGAGUAGGUCAUUAAGAAGAAUACUAAUGAAAGAAUAUAGGCAACCUGUUAUUUAGGAUGCCUUCAGUUCGGUGAGAUGCUUGGCCUACAUUUUUCUUUGAAAUUAGUAUACGUUUAUAAAACCUGAGAUGAGCAAAAAGUUAUUGUUAGGGGACAUGUUUCUAUUCUCCACGUUUCUGUUUCUACUGGGGUAUGAGUUGAAUGUGUAUCACCGAGAUAACUUCUUGUUAUAUCCUAGUUCCUUCAUAGUAUGUUUUGUAAGAAAGCUGACUUAUCACUCAUUGUAUGUGAACAGCAGGUUUACCAUGAAAUGAAUGCCUUUAUUCAGCUUAGAAUCCUAAUGUCUCUGAUUUCACAUUCUUGUUGCUGAGAUGCAGAAGAAACUGCAACCGGAGCAGAAGAAGGAAGACUCCUUACACUUAAUGUCUCCAGUUUGAAGAAUUGUUUGACUAAUGAAACACACUUACCAUUUAGCUGUUGAAUUUGAAAACCUCAAGAGUUUCAAUGACAAUUUUUUUUUUAAUUAACCCAAACAACCUGAUAAAUUGUCAUAUAAAAGUAAAGUUUCAAUUUAGUUUUUAAUAGUGGUUUAAUGCCUUUUUUGAAUUACUGGUUUAACCUAAAUUUUGAAAAUAUGUAAUGUAUUAAUACACAAACCAUAAUCAAAAGUUUGAAAUAUCAUAUUUCUUAAGUAAUAGGGAGAACAUUAAUCACAUUUCACAAACAUUUUUACAUUCAAGCCUGGAUGUUACAAGAAGUGAAAUGAUUACUUUGAAUCACUAUCUGUCAAGGUUCAUGUCAUGAUUCACAUUUCGGAAUGGAUUCUUUUCUUAAUGCAAUACCUAACUUUUGAUAAUUUUUUUAAAUUAAUAUUUGAUCAGAUAAUGUACGUCAAGAUGCAGACGAUCCUUUAAAAGGACACACUGUCUGUCUAUGUAGCAACAGCUCCAAAGUAUUUUGGGGCAGUUUGAUACCUUUUAUAUCUGAAGUAUACUUAACCAGAAAAGUAAAAAUUUAAAUUGACAAAAUAGUAUUUUUAAGACUUCAAAAUGAUAAGCAAUUUUUAAUAAAAUUGGCCUCAAACUAAUAAACUUAAAAUCUGUAAGCAAAUCAAAAUUAAAUACUAGUUUAACAACAAAAACUAAAUAUUUGUUAGAAGCUGCCUCUCUUCAUUGGUGAUUUAUUUUUAGUUAUAAAAAUUCCAGCAAAUCUUAGCAUUAAAAGCCCUUGAUAUUUGAAAUAGUUGGAUGCUUGAUGAGGAAAUUACACUUGCCUCUAGAAUUAUAAAAAAAAAUAUCAGCUUUAUAAAAUGGAUCUAUUCAUGAAGGUAAUUUCUCUAACUGGUGAUCAAAAUGUAAAAUUUAAUACAGUACUAAUAUCUCACUGAAGUGUAUACUUGUUUCUGAGUAAUUUUUUUUCAAUAAAAUUUACAGAUUCAUAAGCAGAUCCAUUCCUUUGCAAGUGAUUGUUAUAACAUUCUUUCCCAGGGAGUUCAGAUUUCAACAACCUCAGAAAUCUGUAUUUGGUAUUAGGAAACUAUAAAUGUCACAGCUGAAAGUUGUGUUCACUGUUCUACAUGAACCUUACGGAAAUUAGUGAUUUAUGUCUUUGUUUUUCUUCUUCCAUGUAUGCAGAACUCCCCAAUCUUGAUUUUAUAGUGAUGACUACAUUCUGUUGUUGGAAUCAUUUCUACAGGGAUCAUUUUGAAACACACAAACACUCACCAGUGCUGUUUCCCUCUGAUUUAGUAAACCAGAAAGCCUUUUCCCCACUUCUCACACCUGCUUCUGAGAGGUACCUCGGCAUGUACUUAGUUUCCGUGGAGAACUGAGUUCUUGAAUAUGCACAGAAGCACUUAAACCUUGCCUCGUAUUUCUGAAAUAUCUGAAAAUGGCUUCAUAAAAGUUAAAGCCUGGAGAACAUGGUUUAUGUGAGGCUUUUAAACUCAUUUUGAAUAAGUUUGUUUAAAAUUUUAAAAUCUCAUAUCCUAUCUGGUUUUUAGUACUGCAUAAACGUUGACUUGUCUUUCUUAAAUCAGUCAUAUUUCUAAUAAUUCAUUGAUGUCACAUUUGGGUUGAGGUUUUAGUGGGACUAGGAACUUGCUGCUAGUGAGAAGUGGCAUUGAAUACUAAAGACUCAGUAUGAACAGGCUUUAUUGACCCUUAGAGAAACUGUUGCCUUAAUGUUUGGUGCACAAGUACAGGCACAAGUGAAUUUUGUCUUAUAAUGAGUAACUUGAGCUUUUUUAGUUUCAUAAGAAUUGUAGAAGCCACAUGUUUAUUGUGCCCAGCAUUUUACCACAGAGAAAGAGGAUUGAAUUCUUUCCUCUUCGGAGGAAUUGGGCGUUUGCUUCCUAACUGCUUACAGAUUACACUAUUACUUAAGAGUUAUUUAUGAAGCUGGAAGCUUUCUAGUGCACAUAGUUGUGUUGACGUAUUUUGGAAAACAAAAGUGCAAUAAAGGAUGAGCUUCCAUCAGUAUGUGUACUGUGUCAGAUACAGAUGGUUGCAAGGAAACCUGUGUUUCAGAGUAUUUCCUUAGUAACUGCUAAGUCCUAGCUUGCAUUUUUGAAAAUGCCUUUCUGCAUGUUGGCUCCAGAGAUAUUUCUUCGUCAUUCUCUUUCAUAGCUACAACUUCUUAACCAUAGCUAAUCAAAGAAGUCCUGUAGUCUCAAGCUGAAGUGUGUAACCUCAGCUGUUAAAAAUGGGACUGGGUUUGGUUGAACAUCUAUUAUAAAUGUAGAAACACAAAUAGUUAUUUAUUAUGGAUUGAUUCACAAAUUGCAUGUGCUUGGUACGUGAAGCAGCCAAAAUGGAAUGCUGUGGAAAGUGUUCUCUACAUUUUAAGAAAUACUGAGAUGGGCAUUAAGGACAGCUUUAAUAGCUUUUCAUUUACCACUUGAUCUUUGGUAACUUUGAUUUUAAUUACGGCUUAACUCAUGGUGGGAGAAAAGCUGAAAACAAGUGCCAGUUUCAGAUUGAAGAAUACAGAAUCACCUUUGGCUUUACAAGUUAGGGAAGCGAGGCUUUGCUCAAGGCUCCAAAUGAGCCAUAUGUCAAUAUAUUCAUUGGAUUCUUAUUAAUUUCAGUGUCCUGAAUUAAUGUAUACAUUGAUGCUAAAAUUCAGAAAAUGUAAGUCUUUUUCUUAACUAUUGAAUAGGGUGUCUACUAUGAAGGAUGUAAGUUACUCGGCUUUCUGCUUCCUAAGCCACAGUGUUUGUCUUUAGCUUGGAAUUUGUAAAAACUACUUGUAACGUCAACAGGUUAUAUUAACAUAUAUUACUAAUAAAAUGCACCCGGGUCUAAGAGAUUUUGUUUUCUUCAAAGGGAGUGGGAAGCUCACUGUUCUGUUUGCAUAUGGGUUUUUCUUUCAAUUUUAAUUUUUCAUUUUCAUAUUUCUGAUUUGAAAACAAAAUUUUUAUAAUUUUAUUGAUGAAGCAUAAUCAAGUCCCUUUAGAGUAUAUUGUUAGCUAGGUUUUAUCACCCUAAUUAUUUUUUAAAUCAGUGUUCUAUUUCUUGGAGGUGUUUAGUCUCCUGUGAACCUGAAGCAUUCCAGUUUGAACCUAGAAAGCUCCUCAGAGAAUGAGCACUGUGCUCUUCUGACCACAAUAAUUCCUUAACAAACGUCAAUGAGGACCACUGACAGAUGAUGGAACACUCAAGCCAAAGAACCAUCACAGAAUGAAAGUAACUUUAGUUCAGUGAACAUAAAAAGAUUUCUUCUUUGGUUCCCAAAGGAGAUUGUCUUACACAUUUUUUUCUCACAAGGAAGAAAAUAAUAUAUUAAGCAUCAUUAAGAACAUUUUUCAGAGACUGAACUUCCAAAUCUAAGAGGGAAAGAGGAAAGAGAAGGGAAGAAAAUGCUUUAGUGUGGAUUUCUAAGCAGCAUGCAUACCUGUUUUUCAGGCAUCUUAUUGUUAGCAGUGUUUUUCAUGAACAUGAGCACCCUUGAAAACGUGUUGUUUAAUCCUUAAAGUAACCUUGUUCACAUAUCCAUGAAGGACAUGAAAUUCUUCUACUGGUAUACGGUUUCUAUAAUUAUUUUUUGGGCUACUUAAAGAAUAUCCCCAAAAGUUCACAGUGCCUUGUUGGGAUUUUUUUUUUUUUCCCCAUGAAAUAGCCAUUAUUUAAAAUGGGUGGGAGAGGGUAAGUGUUUAAAGACUGAGAUUGUUUAGUAGUUCAGGGCUGUUCCUCUUCAAGAAUAUGUCAGGAAUUAAGUAGUUAUAGGUAGAAACACUGAAAAUCCUUUCCACAGUGUGGGUUUGGAUCACCUAUUCUAGUAUGUUUCACUAGUUAUAUGGUGGACCUGUACUCUCAUAUAUCUGUUCAGUCAAUGGGAUUUAUAUGUACUUUCAUUCUUAGAUUUUCAUUCCUACUGUCCCAACUUCGUAGCCCUAAGAUGUGGCUUAGUGGAUGUGGCAUACUCACUCAGUCCCUGAGACACCCACUAUAUGCUUCUGGAUGUUUGCUCACACAGCUCCUGUGGAGCAGAGCCUGUGGGGGGAGGGGGGGUUCUAUUCCUUAUGUUGCGUGUCAGUCCUUUUUUCUGUGAUGGUGCCUUCAGAAAAAUGAGUAUCUCUGUUCCUGGACAAUGAUAAAUCUUAUGAGAAAUAUGUGUAGAUUAUAUUUCUUAAUUUUUGUCCUUUUUAGCUAAGCCUGUGGAAUACUUUGGCUCUGAUACAACUUGACUUGAAUAAUAUCUUAUCCUGAGUCUUCCUCCAAGGCAGUACAUAUUCCUGCCAGUACUGUAGUAAUCUUUUGGGAACUACAUGUGGGUAAGCUCUUGUAUGUAAGCCAUUAUACUGCUGUAACUAAUGCAUACAAACAGUUCUUCUCUUUACAUUUAUGGUUUAAACAUUGGUAUGUAGUGGAAAGGGAAAUUCCUGAGAGAUCUCAACAUAGUUUUGUCAGUUCAGACUGAGCCAUGUUGUUUUCCACAAGGGCUCAACACAUGGUCUAUAUACUGUGCUUUUGGUGUAUGUUUGGAUUCUCCUUUUAUUGCUUUUCCUAGACUGUACUGUUCUAUAAGCAAAUGCCCAUGUGUGAUUUUUAAGACGUGCUGGGAAGAAAUAAAACAAUACCAAAACCA